Scutellospora calospora is the source of this 225-nucleotide messenger RNA. The record is from the annotation of a GenBank genome assembly. NCBI's taxonomy places the organism in Eukaryota, Fungi, Glomeromycota, Glomeromycetes, Diversisporales, Gigasporaceae.
CAGCAUAAAGAAUUUCUUGCCAGCAAAAAGAAGGGUAAAAUCAUUUAUAUUGAAUUAGAUGAUGAAGAAACAAACCAACAAGACUCCAUCUUCUCUAUUAAAGAUACAGAAUCUGAAAUCUCUCAAACAGAUGAAACCCUAGAAAAUAGCUCCUCUAAUAUGGAGAAUCUGAAUUCAGAAAACCUUGUUGUAGAAAAAAAAAAACAUAGAAGCCUUAUUAGUUAG